GCAGCCAGUAUGGAAGGGCAGACAAUCUCAUUGAUCUGGAUAUAUGUUAACAGUACAGAACAACUGAACACUUCAUAUGCAUACAAUGCUACAGACUUAAGCGAAAACUCAGACAAAUACCAGUCUUACAUCAUCGGUCUCUUCCUUUCCUGCCUGUAUACUAUCCUUCUUUUUCCUAUUGGAUUUAUUGGUAACAUCUUAAUCCUGGUGGUGAACCUGAACCACAGAGAGAAGAUGACCAUCCCUGAUCUCUACUUUGUUAACCUGGCUGUAGCUGACCUCAUCCUGGUGGCAGAUUCCCUUAUUGAGGUCUUUAAUCUGAAUGAAAAGUAUUACGACUACGCCGUCCUCUGCACCUUCAUGUCACUUUUCCUGCAGGUCAAUAUGUACAGCAGCAUCUUUUUUCUGACAUGGAUGAGCUUUGACAGGUACAUCGCCUUGGCUAGCUCCAUGAGCAGCAGCCCACUGAGGACUAUGCAGCAUGCCAAGCUCAGCUGUGGCCUCAUCUGGAUGGCCUCCAUCUUGGCAACGCUUCUCCCCUUCACCAUUGUGCAGACCCAGCACAGGGGUGAGGUUCACUUCUGCUUUGCCAAUGUCUUUGAGAUUCAGUGGCUGGAGGUAACCAUUGGCUUUUUGGUGCCCUUCUCCAUCAUUGGUCUAUGCUACUCUCUGAUUGGGCGAAUCCUCAUGAGGGCUCAGAAGCACCGUGGACUGUGGCCACGGCGGCAGAAGGCCCUGCGCAUGAUUGUGGUGGUGGUUUUGGUAUUCUUCAUCUGCUGGCUGCCAGAGAACGUCUUCAUCAGCAUUCAGCUGCUGCAGGGCACAGCUGACCCAUCACAGAGGACUGCUACCACCCUGUGGCAUGACUACCCACUCACAGGCCACAUUGUUAACCUGGCAGCUUUCUCCAACAGCUGCCUCAACCCCAUUAUCUACAGCUUUCUAGGGGAAACCUUCAGGGACAAGCUGCGUCUCUUUAUUAAGCAGAAGGCCAGCUGGUCAGCCGUGAACCGCCUCUGCCACCACGGUCUUGAUUUACACCUCCCUGUCAGGGGUGAGGUAUCAGAGGUGUGA
Archocentrus centrarchus (flier cichlid) is the source of this 1074-nucleotide messenger RNA. RefSeq names its product G protein-coupled estrogen receptor 1 (gene gper1). The record is from RefSeq and is a predicted model, not a curated record. Gene Ontology annotation, molecular function: nuclear estrogen receptor activity; G protein-coupled receptor activity. Gene Ontology annotation, biological process: cellular response to estradiol stimulus; G protein-coupled receptor signaling pathway. Bases 10 to 1074 code for a protein of 354 amino acids. The transcript has a single exon. Lineage: Eukaryota; Metazoa; Chordata; Actinopteri; Cichliformes; Cichlidae. Gene Ontology annotation, cellular component: membrane.